Molecule: messenger RNA, 2531 nt
Organism: Danio rerio (zebrafish)
Lineage: Eukaryota; Metazoa; Chordata; Actinopteri; Cypriniformes; Danionidae
Gene: nr5a1a
Product: nuclear receptor subfamily 5, group A, member 1a
Biological process (GO): DNA-templated transcription; digestive tract development; regulation of DNA-templated transcription
Cellular component (GO): nucleus
Molecular function (GO): zinc ion binding; sequence-specific DNA binding; DNA-binding transcription factor activity
Source: RefSeq, marked provisional
UUUCAGUCCAGACAUACAUGACACACGGAUGCAUCGAGAACUCAACAUCUCUAGCCUUAUUAUUUUAAUACGCAUCAUUUUAGUGUGACACUUUAAUAUUGAGACGGUGAUGGACUUCAGAGCAGAUGAGGAUUUGGAGGAGCUUUGCCCGGUGUGCGGAGAUAAAGUGUCCGGUUAUCAUUACGGCCUUCUGACCUGCGAAAGUUGUAAGGGUUUUUUCAAGAGGACAGUUCAGAAUAACAAGAGAUACACGUGCACACAGAACCAGGACUGCGGCAUCGACAAAACUCAGAGGAAAAGAUGUCCGUUCUGCCGCUUCCAGAAGUGUCUGAGUGUCGGCAUGAGACUUGAGGCUGUGCGUGCAGACCGGAUGAGAGGUGGAAGAAAUAAGUUUGGCCCAAUGUACAAGCGAGACCGAGCCUUAAAGCAGCAGAAGCGAGCUUUAAUCCGAGCUAGCGGCUUCAAACUGGAGGCUAACGGGACGCUGCUGUCGGGACAGACAGAGUUCAGUUCUGUAGGUCUGCAGUCUCCCUAUGACUGUCCUCCGCCUGCUCUCGGAGUCGCUCUGCAGAAUUACGGCUCAUUCCCAGCACAGUAUCAGUACACGGCUCCGUCUCUACCCAAAUCCAUCAAAGCCGAGUAUCCGGACGCGUACUCCAGCUCUCCGGACUCCACGCUGGGUUACUCAUACGCUGAUGGAUGCCUGAGCGCUUCACCACACAGUGUCCCCAUAAACCCUGCGCUGCCGCCGCUGGUGCUGGAGCUGCAGAGCUGCGACCCAGAUGAGGAGCAGGUGAGAGGAAAGAUCUGCGCGUAUCUCCACCAGGAGCAGAGUGGCAGAGGAAAGCUGGAGAAAUCGCGACCCUUCAGCCUGCUGUGUGUCAUGGCCGACCAGACGCUCUUCUCUAUCGUGGAGUGGGCGAGAAGCUGUGUCUUCUUCAAGGAACUAAAGGUGGGCGAUCAGAUGCGUCUGCUGCAUAACUGCUGGAGCGAGCUGCUGCUUCUGGAUCACAUCUGCAGACAGGUGCAUCAUGGGAGAGACGGCAGCCUGCUGCUCAUCACAGGACAGGAGGUGGAGCUGUCGGCGGUGUUGGACGCUGGUCCUCCUCUGUCCAGCAUGGUUGAGCGAGGGCAGGAUCUGUCCCGCCGGCUCCAGCUGCUGCAGGUGGACAGCAGAGAGAUGGCCUGUCUGAAGUUCCUCAUCCUCUUCAACCCCAACGUGAAGCUCCUGGAGAACCCGCAGUUUGUGGAGAGCGUGCAGGAGCAGGUGAACGGGGCUCUGCUGGAGUACACACUCUUCUCGUACCCGCAGUGUGUGGAGCGCUUCAGUCAGCUGAUCCUGCGGCUGCCCGAGCUGCGUUCGCUGAGCGCCGAGGCCGAAGACUUCCUCUGCUACAAACACCUGUGUGGAGAAGUGCCCUGCAACAACCUGCUGAUCGAGAUGCUGCACGCCAAGAGGUCCAGCGCACAGUGAACACACACACACACACGCACGUACAUGCUUUUCACACACUGCCGUCUGGUUUGUAGUAAGAUAGAGAUUCUGAAAUCAAGAAGCAUUUUCCAGAGCAGUUCCCAAACUUUUCCCAAAAUAACGAGUAGGGUGAAGCUGCAGGCCCGGAGACCCAACUGCACGCUCAGACCUGCGCGCACACACCGAUUGUUUUCUCAGACAGUGCCACCUGCUGUUGGAAGUCAAUGUAGCAAUAAACACCCAUAACAUCACCAGAGGGGAGUCAACAGGACCAAAGGUCCGUUCUUCGUACCUCGCUUAAAUGAUCGAAGAUGAUUUGGCAGAUCCUGGAUCUGUUAAUCUUGAUAACUGAUCUCUCGCUAAUUUGGUUCUUCAAACAAGUUCGCGAAUCAGAUUAGAAUGUCUGGAACUGAUCUGAGAUCGCUGCGUGUGUUGUGAAGGACAGAUCUAUCCAUCCUCGAAAUCAUGAUCAGCAAUGCAACGAUUGGCUGACGGCACAGCAGCGUAAUGACAUCAUCUGAUUAAUAUUCAAUUAUCCAUGUGAGCAAAAUUCGCAGUCAACGGUUUGUUAAAUAUGAUACGCAAUAACUUUACACCUUGUUGUGGGCUGUAUGCUUGGCUCUUUCAUUUGUCAAGAGCAAUUUAUUUAGGUUUAGGUUUAACUUUAUUUGUCCCCGAGAGGAAAUUUGUCUUGGGCAUAAAAGGUGCUACAACAUUGUCUAAACAGACAGUAAAAAUAAAUAAAACAAAACAAUUAAGAACAAACAGUUAAGAACAUACAUAUUUAGUUUUACAGUUAGCGGAUUUUCCUUAUUAUAGUAGUAUUAUUGUAGCCGGUUUUUUAAUCGGUGUAAAGAAUAACUAUUUUUUACAAAAGCAUUUUGAUAUUGGUAAAGGCGUCUGCAACUUUUAUGAAGCAUCAAAUCACCGUCAUAUAUUAACUGCCAAAACAUGUUUAUGACUGCAUAAAUGUAUUAUUGCUUUUAAAAAGUCACAUAUUGUGCACGUCUAUUAUCAUACACAAAUUGUACUAAAGCGAUCUAAACAGUUCAUACCA